AUGGAAUUCCCGUCAUCCGACGAGGAGGAUGAAAAUUACGAUGUCGAGGAAGACUUGAAAAAGGAAAUGGAAGAAGAAUUAAAAGAGAAUAAAAAAAGUAAUAAAGUAAACGAAAAGAAUGGUAAACAAAUUCAAAAUGCCAUAAAAAAUUCAAUAAUAAAGGAAAAAAUUGAAAAAGCAUAUUACGAAAUUAAUGAAGAAUUUGAAAAAUUAUAUACACACGAAACAAAUGUGCACGAAGAAGAUUUUUUGCUCCAGUUUCAUAAGAAAUACCCACAAGUAGAAAAAAAUUAUAACACAAAAAAAAAAUUACUUAAUCAUAUAAAUAAGUACUGUUCGCUUGAUGAAGACAAUUCACCCAUAAUGAACAUCAGGGAGUAUAAGCAGAAGUGCCGGAGUGGUGAUAACAACAACAAUGGUAGCAGUGUGAAUGGCAAAAGUAGUAAUUACAACAAUAAUAGCGGCAGUAAAAAUAAUUGUAAUGGUAACAAUGACAGUGUCGGAGAGGGAAAUCUUUCUGAAGCGGUAAAGAAUGCCCUGGAUGCAUUUCGUGAAAAUAAUUCUGUUGAUGUAGAAAAGAGAUACAUGUACGCUGGAAAAAUUUAUACUGUUAAAAAAAAAAUUGACAAAACGUCUUCUUCAUAUAAAAGAUAUAUAAAGACAAAGGACAAGAUGACCAUAGGUGGUAAUUUUACGAACAUUGAUAAACUUAUACAAAACAUACAAGAAAAUAAAGAAAUAAAUACUCUUGAUAAGUCUACAGAAGAUUGGAAGAAUUACAAAAUAACUCAUGCCAUAGACGAAGAAAAAUUAAAAGCUCAUCAGAAUUAUAUAGAAAAUAAACUGUUUGUUGAAAAUGUGGAAAGGAAAUUGUACGAAAAUAAAAUUAAAAAUAAAAGCACCAUAAAGUGA
This is a messenger RNA of Plasmodium malariae, 912 nucleotides long. Its product is annotated as conserved Plasmodium protein, unknown function. Bases 1 to 912 code for a protein of 303 amino acids. Lineage: Eukaryota; Apicomplexa; Aconoidasida; Haemosporida; Plasmodiidae. The transcript has a single exon. The record is from RefSeq and is a predicted model, not a curated record.